This is a messenger RNA of Hydra vulgaris (swiftwater hydra), 1719 nucleotides long. Its product is annotated as sphingomyelinase phosphodiesterase D. Gene Ontology annotation, molecular function: phosphoric diester hydrolase activity. Lineage: Eukaryota; Metazoa; Cnidaria; Hydrozoa; Anthoathecata; Hydridae. The record is from RefSeq and is a predicted model, not a curated record.
GUUAUGAAGAUAUAUUCACAUGUUCAGUAUAUUUACAUACAAAUUACUUAGUUCAUUGGAAGUACAGGUACUUUAAAUAUUCAAGUUAACAAAUAUAGAUUAGCAAUGGUUAUUCAAAGAAGCAUUAGUGAUUCUGGAUCUAAUGAACUUGAAGAUUCAUCUUUACUAAAGGAUAAUGAAAUGGUUCUUGUUGGUGAAAAACGAAAAUUACGUAGUUACAGAAAUAAUAAUUGUUCAUUAUAUAUUGUCAUAGCAGCUUUAGUUCUUUUGUGUAUUGUAUUAUCUGUUGGACUACUUUUAAAGCUAAUACAUUCAAAGUCUUGUCAAGUAAUAAUAUCCAGCUCUAAAAGAAGCAAUGCUAAUUCAAUAGUGUUUUUUUGGCUAAGUGAUAUCCAUUUCGAUAUAUACUAUAAUAAGUCAAUAUCAACACUCACUUCUUGUAGAAGCAUACAAACAAAAAAUGAUACUGUUCACCCGAUAUCUUCUCCAUAUGAACCUUUAUAUGGAAGAUCAGGGUGUGAUACAUCUUUAGAAUUAUUGAAAUCUACUGCUAAUGAAAUGCAAAAGAUUAAUGCAAAUAUAAAAAAUGCUGCCGAGUUCAUUCUCGUAACUGGUGAUCAAGCAGCUCAUGAUUAUGAUUUAUUUCAAGUUGAUGUUGAACAAAGUAUUUUUUUGUCUGCAAAGAAAACCCUCAAUGAACUAUCUAGUGCUCUUCUUCAAACCCCCAUUUUUCUAGCUAUGGGAAACAAUGAUAUUGUUCAUGACUAUCAGCCUCCUGUUAAAGUUAAUGAUAGUUUUUAUAAAAAUUAUGCUGAGAUAAUGGAGUCAUUUAUGUUUAUAAGUGCUGAUGUUGUUGAUAAUAAUGCAAAAAGUGAUUUCAGAGAAACUUUUUAUAUUGGUGGAUAUUAUAAAGUUUAUAUAAAAGAAGCCUCCAUAAUACUCCUAGUUUUAAACACAAACUAUUGGAUAACAAAAGCAUAUGAAAAUAAUCGUGAUGUUAUCAACAUAGGAAACAUUCAAAUGGGUUGGUUGAUUACUCAGUUGAAAGAGGCUCAAUUGAAAAAUAAAAAAGUUAUAAUUGCAGGACACAUUCCACCUGGGUGUUCAUCAUAUGAACUUCAUUGUAAUAUGUGGUUGAGCAAUUACACAGAUAUUUAUUUAAAUAUAACAACAAGAAUUUAUAAAAAUGUUAUUGCAGUUCAAUUUUAUGGACACACACAUCAAGAUAAAAUAAAGCUAUUAUAUCAAAGUCAAAUAUUUCCUCCUAUCCCAGAUGAAAAUAUGAAAUCUUAUAUGCUUCUUGCUCCAAGUAUAACACCAGUUUAUCGAAAUAAUCCUGCUUUUAGAUUAGUUACUUUUAAUGAAGACAGAAAUAUUGCUGAUUAUGAUCAAUUUUAUUUUGAUUUAGUGUUAUCUAAUGUUCUUAAAAAGCCUGUUUGGUACAAAGAAUAUUCCUUUUGUAAUACGUAUAAUUCUUCUUCUAUUACCAUGGAUGCUUCUGAAAAUUUAGUGCAUUCUUUAGUCCAAGAAGUUCAAACAUGGCUUUCGUAUUCCAAACACAUGCUUGCAUCAUAUGGUAGUAAGAGUUCGUCCCAACGUUUUAUUGAAUAUUGUUCAUCAAUGUAUUUGACUUCAAAACCUUUUGAUGACUGCAUAAAUUUUUAUAAAGUUAAAUACCUAUAAAUUUUACGCCUAAAAUUAAAAUAUUUUUUAAAAGUA